Papilio machaon (common yellow swallowtail) is the source of this 5682-nucleotide messenger RNA. RefSeq lists its product as uncharacterized. Bases 336 to 5495 code for a protein of 1719 amino acids. Gene Ontology annotation, cellular component: mitochondrial matrix. Gene Ontology annotation, molecular function: protein dimerization activity; ATP hydrolysis activity; ATP binding. The record is from RefSeq and is a predicted model, not a curated record. The transcript has 12 exons. Gene Ontology annotation, biological process: protein catabolic process; proteolysis. Lineage: Eukaryota; Metazoa; Arthropoda; Insecta; Lepidoptera; Papilionidae.
UUCACAUUCACAUCAAAAUCAGCUGUGAACAUCAGUAUGGCCGCACCAUCACCUACAAAAUAAUUUUUUAUAAUUCAGAUAAAUAAAUAGAAAAGUGCAAUUUUUGUGUUUGUAGCGCGUUGAAUUGUGUUAGAAUUUAGAACACUGUCGGUGUUGAUGUUGACUAAAAGUGUUGCGUCAUGAUAGGAUACCUCUCACUGACAAACAAAUACAACAAAAAUUGCUAACUACGAUCAAGAGGCGGCUGUUAGUUACAUUUGAGUUAUCUUUUUAUUUGUGGCGUCGAUUGUGAUUGGGAGCUGAUGUGUUUCGUGCAUCAUUUGAAAUAAGUAACAAUGAGCAGCAUAAGACUUAGCUUCGUGUCGGUGGGAAGGAUAGCGGUUCGGAGAAAUUCGCAUUUGACAUCGGGUGGUGUGCAGACAUGCCGCGCGGUGCGGCGUGCGUGCUUACGACCGCUGACGACGUGCUCGGUGCUGUGCAAGAACCCUGGCGAGCAGCCGCCAGGCGCCGCGGGCACGCCGCACGGACCGCCCAAAGACACAGCCGCAGGUCAGAGUUCCGGUGGCAAGAAAUCCGGGUCCGGCACUGGCGGAGUGUUGACGUGCCCCAAGUGCGGCGACCCGUGCACCCACGUCGAGACCUUCGUCAGCUCCACGCGCUUCGUCAAGUGUGACAAAUGCCACCACUUCUUCGUGGUGCUCAGCGAGGUCGACACCAAGAAGAGCAUAAAAGACAACGCAGACAACAAAUCCGGCUUCUAUAGAAAGCCACCACCGCCUCCUAAGAAGAUAUUCGAAUAUCUGAACAAGCAUGUAGUGGGGCAGGAGUACGCAAAGAAGGUACUCUCUGUGGCCGUCUACAAUCACUACAAGCGCAUCUACAACAACGUGUCCAGCGGCGCCCACGCCGACGCCCACCAUCCGCUUCACCACACGCAUAGAGAGUUGCUGCACGUGAGCCACGGCGGGGGUGGGGGCGGUGCCGGGGGUGGGGGUGGGGCGGAGGUGCUGGACCGGCAGCAACACGAGCUGCGUCUCGACAAGAGCAACGUACUGCUGCUGGGACCUACAGGCUCCGGCAAGACGCUGCUGGCGCAGACGAUAGCGCAGUGCCUGGAUGUGCCGUUCGCGAUCUGCGACUGCACCACGCUGACUCAGGCCGGCUACGUCGGUGAGGACAUCGAGAGUGUCAUCGCCAAGCUGCUGCAGGACGCCAACUUCAAUGUGGAGCGCGCUCAGACCGGCAUCGUGUUCCUGGACGAGGUGGACAAGAUCGGGGCAGUUCCCGGCAUUCACCAGCUCAGAGAUGUCGGAGGCGAGGGUGUGCAGCAAGGGAUGCUGAAGAUGUUGGAGGGUGCGGUGGUGUCUGUACAAGAUGUUGAAUGUAGUGUAUGUUGGUGUCGCGCAGGCGAGGGUGUGCAGCAAGGGAUGCUGAAGAUGUUGGAGGGUGCGGUGUUGUCUGUACAAGAUGUUGAAUGUAGUGUAUGUUGGUGUCGCGCAGGCGAGGGUGUGCAGCAAGGGAUGCUGAAGAUGUUGGAGGGUGCGGUGGUGUCUGUACAAGAUGUUGAAUGUAGUGUAUGUUGGGGUCGCGCAGGCGAGGGUGUGCAGCAAGGGAUGCUGAAGAUGUUGGAGGGUGCGGUGGUGUCUGUACAAGAUGUUGAAUGUAGUGUAUGUUGGUGUCGCGCAGGCGAGGGUGUGCAGCAAGGGAUGCUGAAGAUGUUGGAGGGUGCGGUGGUGUCUGUACAAGAUGUUGAAUGUAGUGUAUGUUGGUGUCGCGCAGGCGAGGGUGUGCAGCAAGGGAUGCUGAAGAUGUUGGAGGGUGCGGUGGUGUCUGUACAAGAUGUUGAAUGUAGUGUAUGUUGGUGUCGCGCAGGCGAGGGUGUGCAGCAAGGGAUGCUGAAGAUGUUGGAGGGUGCGGUGGUGUCUGUACAAGAUGUUGAAUGUAGUGUAUGUCGGUGUCGCGCAGGCGAGGGUGUGCAGCAAGGGAUGCUGAAGAUGUUGGAGGGUGCGGUGGUGUCUGUACAAGAUGUUGAAUGUAGUGUAUGUUGGUGUCGCGCAGGCGAGGGUGUGCAGCAAGGGAUGCUGAAGAUGUUGGAGGGUGCGGUGGUGUCUGUACAAGAUGUUGAAUGUAGUGUAUGUUGGUGUCGCGCAGGCGAGGGUGUGCAGCAAGGGAUGCUGAAGAUGUUGGAGGGUGCGGUGGUGUCUGUACAAGAUGUUGAAUGUAGUGUAUGUUGGUGUCGCGCAGGCGAGGGUGUGCAGCAAGGGAUGUUGAAGAUGUUGGAGGGUGCGGUGGUGUCUGUACAAGAUGUUGAAUGUAGUGUAUGUUGGUGUCGCGCAGGCGAGGGUGUGCAGCAAGGGAUGCUGAAGAUGUUGGAGGGUGCGGUGGUGUCUGUACAAGAUGUUGAAUGUAGUGUAUGUUGGUGUCGCGCAGGCGAGGGUGUGCAGCAAGGGAUGCUGAAGAUGUUGGAGGGUGCGGUGGUGUCUGUACAAGAUGUUGAAUGUAGUGUAUGUUGGUGUCGCGCAGGCGAGGGUGUGCAGCAAGGGAUGCUGAAGAUGUUGGAGGGUGCGGUGGUGUCUGUACAAGAUGUUGAAUGUAGUGUAUGUUGGUGUCGCGCAGGCGAGGGUGUGCAGCAAGGGAUGCUGAAGAUGUUGGAGGGUGCGGUGGUGUCUGUACAAGAUGUUGAAUGUAGUGUAUGUCGGUGUCGCGCAGGCGAGGGUGUGCAGCAAGGGAUGCUGAAGAUGUUGGAGGGUGCGGUGGUGUCUGUACAAGAUGUUGAAUGUAGUGUAUGUUGGUGUCGCGCAGGCGAGGGUGUGCAGCAAGGGAUGCUGAAGAUGUUGGAGGGUGCGGUGGUGUCUGUACAAGAUGUUGAAUGUAGUGUAUGUUGGUGUCGCGCAGGCGAGGGUGUGCAGCAAGGGAUGCUGAAGAUGUUGGAGGGUGCGGUGGUGUCUGUACAAGAUGUUGAAUGUAGUGUAUGUUGGUGUCGCGCAGGCGAGGGUGUGCAGCAAGGGAUGCUGAAGAUGUUGGAGGGUGCGGUGGUGUCUGUACAAGAUGUUGAAUGUAGUGUAUGUUGGUGUCGCGCAGGCGAGGGUGUGCAGCAAGGGAUGCUGAAGAUGUUGGAGGGUGCGGUGGUGUCUGUACAAGAUGUUGAAUGUAGUGUAUGUUGGUGUCGCGCAGGCGAGGGUGUGCAGCAAGGGAUGCUGAAGAUGUUGGAGGGUGCGGUGGUGUCUGUACAAGAUGUUGAAUGUAGUGUAUGUUGGUGUCGCGCAGGCGAGGGUGUGCAGCAAGGGAUGCUGAAGAUGUUGGAGGGUGCGGUGGUGUCUGUACAAGAUGUUGAAUGUAGUGUAUGUUGGUGUCGCGCAGGCGAGGGUGUGCAGCAAGGGAUGUUGAAGAUGUUGGAGGGUGCGGUGGUGUCUGUACAAGAUGUUGAAUGUAGUGUAUGUUGGUGUCGCGCAGGCGAGGGUGUGCAGCAAGGGAUGCUGAAGAUGUUGGAGGGUGCGGUGGUGUCUGUACAAGAUGUUGAAUGUAGUGUAUGUUGGUGUCGCGCAGGCGAGGGUGUGCAGCAAGGGAUGCUGAAGAUGUUGGAGGGUGCGGUGGUGUCUGUACAAGAUGUUGAAUGUAGUGUAUGUUGGUGUCGCGCAGGCGAGGGUGUGCAGCAAGGGAUGCUGAAGAUGUUGGAGGGUGCGGUGGUGUCUGUACAAGAUGUUGAAUGUAGUGUAUGUUGGUGUCGCGCAGGCGAGGGUGUGCAGCAAGGGAUGCUGAAGAUGUUGGAGGGUGCGGUGGUGUCUGUACAAGAUGUUGAAUGUAGUGUAUGUUGGUGUCGCGCAGGCGAGGGUGUGCAGCAAGGGAUGCUGAAGAUGUUGGAGGGUGCGGUGGUGUCUGUACAAGAUGUUGAAUGUAGUGUAUGUUGGUGUCGCGCAGGCGAGGGUGUGCAGCAAGGGAUGCUGAAGAUGUUGGAGGGUGCGGUGGUGUCUGUACAAGAUGUUGAAUGUAGUGUAUGUUGGUGUCGCGCAGGCGAGGGUGUGCAGCAAGGGAUGUUGAAGAUGUUGGAGGGUGCGGUGGUGUCUGUACAAGAUGUUGAAUGUAGUGUAUGUUGGUGUCGCGCAGGCGAGGGUGUGCAGCAAGGGAUGCUGAAGAUGUUGGAGGGUGCGGUGGUGUCUGUACAAGAUGUUGAAUGUAGUGUAUGUUGGUGUCGCGCAGGCGAGGGUGUGCAGCAAGGGAUGCUGAAGAUGUUGGAGGGUGCGGUGGUGUCUGUACAAGAUGUUGAAUGUAGUGUAUGUUGGUGUCGCGCAGGCGAGGGUGUGCAGCAAGGGAUGCUGAAGAUGUUGGAGGGUGCGGUGGUGUCUGUACAAGAUGUUGAAUGUAGUGUAUGUUGGUGUCGCGCAGGCGAGGGUGUGCAGCAAGGGAUGCUGAAGAUGUUGGAGGGUGCGGUGGUGUCUGUACAAGAUGUUGAAUGUAGUGUAUGUUGGUGUCGCGCAGGCGAGGGUGUGCAGCAAGGGAUGCUGAAGAUGUUGGAGGGUGCGGUGGUGUCUGUACAAGAUGUUGAAUGUAGUGUAUGUUGGUGUCGCGCAGGCGAGGGUGUGCAGCAAGGGAUGCUGAAGAUGUUGGAGGGUGCGGUGGUGUCUGUACAAGAUGUUGAAUGUAGUGUAUGUUGGUGUCGCGCAGGCGAGGGUGUGCAGCAAGGGAUGCUGAAGAUGUUGGAGGGUGCGGUGGUGUCUGUACAAGAUGUUGAAUGUAGUGUAUGUUGGUGUCGCGCAGGCGAGGGUGUGCAGCAAGGGAUGCUGAAGAUGUUGGAGGGUGCGGUGGUGUCUGUGCCGGAGCGCAACUCUCGCAAGUUGCGAGGUGAUGCUGUGCACGUCGACACCACCAACAUACUGUUCGUCGCCAGCGGAGCUUACAACGGCCUCGACAGACUGGUGCAGCGCCGCAGCAACGAGAAGUACCUGGGUUUCGGAGCUUGGGACAGAUCUGGAGGACGUCGCGCUGCGCUCGCUGCUGCUGCGGCUGACGCAUCUCCGCUGCAGUCUGCUGCAGCGGAGGGAGACGAGCGCGACGCCUGGCUGCGGAAGGUGCAGGCGAGGGACCUCAUAGACUUCGGCAUGAUACCGGAGUUUGUGGGCCGCUUCCCCGUCCUGGUGCCUUUCCACAGCCUGAACCAGGACCUGCUCGUGCGGAUACUGACCGAACCUAAGAACGCAAUGGUGGCGCAGUACAAGCUGCUGUUCGCGAUGGACAAGUGCGAGCUAUCGUUCAGCGAGGAGGCCCUGCGCGCGGUGGCGGCGCUGGCCAUGGAGCGGAAGACGGGGGCCCGAGGACUGCGCGCCAUCAUGGAGAACCUGCUGCUGGAGGUGAUGUUCGAGAUCCCCGGCUCCGACAUCGUGUCGGUGCACAUCCACGAGGGCUGCGUGCGGCACAGCGAGCCCCCCAGCGUCACCCGCCGACAGCCGCCCCACGAGCGGGACCUGCACGACUGGCCCUCCGUGCGGCUGCACAACUGAGAUGAAGUGAGCGAGUUAUCAGAACCAUGUGUCAGCAAGUGUUAGCUGUGAGCGGCACAAGUAUUGUAGUUGCUGACGUCAGCGAGAACUAAGAUGACAUGACCGGAGUGACACAAACACUCUGACCCCCCCUCCCCCUUCCAUUCUCCCUCCUUUGUACCUUUCUCGCAACACGGAUUACUGUUAU